UGUCACAGGGCGCAAAAUUAGCUCACGCCCUUCAAGAUGACCCACUUCUGCAAGUGAAGGGAGCUACUGGACACGAAAGGGUUAUGCCAACAACCGAGAUAGGGUGCAUUGUAUUGGGUAUUUAUUAUCCGCAUCACAGUAGGCAGAAAGGAGUAGGUAUCUAUGUCUUACGCAUUCUCAUCAUUUUCACCAUGUCUGCACAAACCUCUACUCGUCCCAACGGCACAAAUGGCUCUGCAGUUUCCGUGAAGGGACAGCUGGAUGCGUCCAAGCUCAAGUUUGACUUGACAACAGCGCUGAAAGAUGUCCCCAAGCCUGGAUCCGCUGAGUUGUGGGAACAGAAUGUCGCGACAGACCACAUGGUCACCUGCCGCUGGACGGUACAGAACGGCUGGGAAGACCCGGUUAUCAAGGCCUUCGGCGACUUGACUAUUUCGCCUCUUGCAUCUUGCCUUCACUACGCCACUCAGUGCUUCGAGGGCAUGAAGGUUUACCGCGGUUAUGAUAAUCGCGUUAGACUCUUCAGACCGGAUCGAAAUACAAAGCGCUUGGUUAUGAGUGCAGAGAGAGUCUCACUACCAGGUUUUGAUCCCGAACAGCUUGUCGAAUUGAUCAAAGCCUUGGUUCGCGUUGAUGCGAAAAGAUGGCUGCCAGAGCCCGGCAGCUUUCGGUACAUCAGACCAGCUUUAAUCGGAACUGGGCGCCAACUGGGUGUCCAAAUCCCCAAAGAAGCCAUCUUGAUGGUCACGAUGGUAUGCUGGCCCGAUUUCUCCACCGAGGUUCCUCCAGGUGUAGAGCCAAGAUCGGAUCUACGUCUUAUCACGUCGAAGAAUGACACGAUCAGAGCGUGGCCUGGUGGUUUUGGCUACGCCAAGGUCGGUGCGAAUUAUGGCCCUAGCUUUGCAUCUCAUUGCGAUGCGCAACAGGCUGGCUACGAUCAGGUGUUGUGGUUGUUGGGCGAGGAAGGACAAGUCACUGAGGCUGGGGCCAGUAAUUUCUUCGCAGUUGUCCGAGACGAAAAGACUUCGAAGCCGGUUCUGCUAACGGCUCCAUUGACGGAUCGAGUCAUUCUCGAUGGCGUCACCAGAAGGUCUGUUCUGGAUCUGGUUGAAAGCCGACUAUCCGAGGAGCUCGAGGUCAGAGAAGCGAAAUUUACGAUUCAAGAUAUUGAGAAGGCCUGGAGAAAUGGUCUACUUCAAGAGGCAUUCGUGUCUGGCACUGCUUUUUUCAUCAAGAACGUAUCGACCAUUCGGUCAAGCUACAACUACCGUCUACGAAUGGCCAAGCACGCUCAAGUGACUCUAGGUGUUUUGGGACGAUAUUAUUCGGCCCGGCAUACCUUGGGACAAUACCGCUCAGCAUGUGUAACGGCAACAUAUACCAUAUCGCUCCCAAAUGACUCAUUGUUGAAUGAACUUGAUAAUGCACUCGAGCAUGCUCUGCAAGCCACCAUUCAACAACAUGGCGGUCUACGCUAUGGUAUUUCCGAUGAGAAAGAAGCUGGUAUUCCGCUGUUCGGGCAGAUCUGCACAUUCGACCGCCAGGACAUUUUGGAGGUCAUUGACAGCCAGCAUGUCAACGGCAACGAUAGGAAGGCCGGGGAUAUGACUGAUGAUGUUCUAUCAAAAGUACUCGAAAAUGGUCAUUCAGAGCUCUGGCCUCAAAACAAGCCAGCCUGGAAGGCUGUUGUUGUGAAGCAUACAGGCAACUGCAAAUCUAGCCCAUCCUCAAAGAUGGACAUCGUCUUCUUUGCACACCACGCUAUAGCUGAUGGAUUAAGUGGACUUGCCUUCCAUGCCUCUCUCAUGAACAAUCUCAAGCUCAAAACACCUGUCCCUGCGCAGUGGCCUCUGGAAUUGAACGAGUUACAGGACCCUCCGCCCACAAUCGAAGAGCGAGUGGACUGCCUCUCGUGUAGCUGCACUACCUGCACGACUCCAGACAAAUCUGAUGAGCCAGUUUGGGGAGGGGGACCCAUACCCGCAACACCGACGGUCAAUUACGAAUCUUGUGUUCGUAUAGUGACAGUUCCAGCGGCACCGUUUUCCGUCCUCCUUAAAAAGUGCAAGCAGGCCAAUGUCACAGUCACCGGGCUCCUCCACGCUAUCAUAUGUACUUCGAUGGGCUGUUCUAUCAAAGAAGAUGUUCCUGGGUUUCGAGCUGUUACACCCUUCUCAGCGCGACGACAUACUAGAGCCUCUGACGCAGAAAUCGUGAACCAUAUCUCUUAUUUAACCAGCUACGUCUCUUAUGAAGAUCUGCAAAAGUUCAAAGACUGCCAGCACGGCUCUAGCACCGAGGAGCAGCAUAUUAUAGACCUUGCGCGCCGUUUCUCCAACGAAGUAGCGACAAAGGUCAAAGAGUUCCCGCAUGGAAGCAUGGCUACAAAAUUCAACCAGGUCCAAGAUAUCCUACAGGAAUGUCAAAGCCAAGGCGGUGCACAAAGGCGAUAUACGUAUGAGCUGUCGAAUCUUGGUUCAGUUUCGAGCAUAUGUCCCCCUGAAGGGAGUGAUAUCAAGCUUGGCAGACUGGUCUUCACGCAGUGCGGUUUUGUUGCUGGUCCCGCGUUAGGAUUCAACUGUUUCGGUCGAGGGCGUGAGCCUGGGCGCAACCUGGCCUCUCCGAUGUUCGCAGGUGACAAGGCGCAUAACUUAAGGCGUAGGGCGCUCAUGGCGCACGAAAUGAGAUCGGAAUCCGCGAUGGAAUGGAUCGUCCUUAUUCCCGAUAUCGAAGGCUCAUUAGAGACGCGGAUGAGAGUGCGAGAAACACAUAUUAAGGAUAUGCUUCGGCAUAUCGACUCUGGUUUAUUCCAAAUGGGCGGGGGCACUUUGGCUGGAAAUACUGUUGACGGUAGCGCCAUUAUUGCCCGCGCCAAAUCUGAAGCAGACGUCAUGUCUGUUCUCGAGACUGACAUUUAUGCUCGAAGCGGAGUUUGGAACCUAGAAAAGAUCAAAUUUAUUCCUUCGACAUCAGCCAUGGAGUCAAUUGCCAUCCUCCAAAAAGGCAAAGGCCUCACCCAAGGGAUUGUUACUCUACCUCCCCUAAAGGAGCAUCAGGUUUACGUAAAGGUUGAAUACGCGGCCUUCAAUCCAACUGAUCGCCUUGCUCUUGACGUCAACGCCUUCGGAGAUGACGCAGUACUGGGCUGUGACUUCGCCGGCCAAGUGGUGGAUGCCCAUUCAACUGUGACCAAAUUGAAGCCUGGCGACAAUAUUGCUGGCUUUGUUUGGGGUGGAGAGAUCAAGGGCCUAGGAGCCUACUCGAUGUACACAAUCGCUGAUGAGCGACUGUCCUUUAAGAUACCCGAAAACAUUAAUCCAGCCGAGGCUUCUUCAGUUCCAUUGGCUGCUAAUACAGCAUGGCUUGCUCUCUUCUCUGAUGACUGCCUUGCACUCAAUCCAAACAAUACAGGAAACAAAAGUUCCUUGUUGAUCUGGGGAGGCAACACAACCGUGGGUUACUUCGCUAUUCAGCUCGCCAAGCUUCAUAAUAUCGAAGUCGCUACAACCUGCAGCCCUCAGAACUUCGAUAAGAUGCGACAAGCUGGCGCAACUCAUGUCUUUGACUACAACGAUGAGGAGGUUGUAUCCAAGAUUCGAUCAGCACUGCCAAACCUGCAGCACGUCUUUGAUACAGUUGGCAACGAAACCUCCUCAGCGACUGCGGCUAGAUCGAUAAGCCAACCAGAAGGCGUGCUAUGUACCGUUCGCCCAGGCAAGGCAAACACCCAAGACGUUCCGUAUCAUAUUAAAGUCACGGAUGUAUUUGUCUUUACUGCUUUCCCUACAGAGCAUAGCUAUCGAGGCAAGGCGCAUUGGCCUGUGAAAAUGAAUGAUCACAAACUCAGUGCCGAUUUUCAUGGUCAGUUAGAGACAUUACUCGGAAACGGAACUCUCAAGCCAUCUCCGGUCCGUCUUAUGGGACAGCUCAGUCCGUCUACAGUCGACAAGGCGAUGGAUUUAAACCGCCAGGGCUCUGUGUCGGGUGAAAAGCUUGUCUUUGAAGGCUUCGCUUAGAAUGUCAGCCGGCGGUGCUUAUUCAAUAUUCGACAGGGAUGCAUUCGAUUGACGUAGUUCCUUUGCUUACGAAGCAAUAGCCAAACGAGAGAAAGUCGUUUUCAC
Messenger RNA from Fusarium oxysporum Fo47, 4121 nucleotides. RefSeq lists its product as uncharacterized. The record is from RefSeq and is a predicted model, not a curated record. The transcript has 13 exons. Gene Ontology annotation, cellular component: mitochondrion. NCBI's taxonomy places the organism in Eukaryota, Fungi, Ascomycota, Sordariomycetes, Hypocreales, Nectriaceae. The coding region runs from base 84 to 4016 and encodes 1310 amino acids. Gene Ontology annotation, biological process: L-valine biosynthetic process; L-leucine biosynthetic process. Gene Ontology annotation, molecular function: oxidoreductase activity, acting on NAD(P)H; branched-chain-amino-acid:2-oxoglutarate transaminase activity.